This is a messenger RNA of Verticillium dahliae VdLs.17, 5571 nucleotides long. Its product is annotated as aflatoxin biosynthesis polyketide synthase. Bases 1 to 5571 code for a protein of 1856 amino acids. The transcript has 10 exons. NCBI's taxonomy places the organism in Eukaryota, Fungi, Ascomycota, Sordariomycetes, Glomerellales, Plectosphaerellaceae. Gene Ontology annotation, biological process: fatty acid biosynthetic process; secondary metabolite biosynthetic process. Gene Ontology annotation, molecular function: fatty acid synthase activity; 3-oxoacyl-[acyl-carrier-protein] synthase activity; phosphopantetheine binding. The record is from RefSeq and is a predicted model, not a curated record.
AUGGGGCCCGACUGGAGAGCGAGCCCCUGUGUUUUGAGCAUCUUCAAAACGCGAACCCCACAGGUUGAAAACUGCUUGUCCGAGCUCAACUCGACCCUUGACGCAUCGGACAUGCCGCUGAGACUCUCUGCAAUCUUUGACGAAAAUUCAACGUCAGUGACCGGACCAGGACGCAGUCUGGACAAGCUCAAAUCCACCAUCUCUUCACUUCCAGAGCCUGGCACAUGUCGUUGGGCGCACGUGCACGGCUUUUACCACGGUGGUGAUGAGAUGAAGCAGGUAUCAGAUCAAGUCAAAAAUGACAUUUGCGGCAUCGAGUUCCCCAACUGGCCUGUGCUCCAUGCUUCGCUGAGGUCCACGGCCACAGGGCAAAUAUUUCAAGCCAACGACAAAAGUGUAUCACUUCUCAGCAGGGCUGUUGAAAACAUAUUUUGCGACUUUGUUGACUGGAAGCUCACCUGGGAGGCAGCUAUGGCGGACUAUGCCAAGAAAACCCGCCAUGACUCGAAUGCUACAAUUCGAGUCAUCGGAAUAGGGCCCUCUGCCAAGUCUUUGCUGGGCGCAAACAAGGACAAGAUCCGUGAUGCUGGAAUACAAGUCAUCGGGCAUUUGUCAGAGGAGUUAGACAUGAUUGUGGACGAUGACAUUGCCAUUGUUGGUGUAUCUGCCAACUUUCCUGGAGAAAAGGGGCUUGAUGGGUUCUGGAAUAUCAUCAGCGACGCCCGAAGUUGCGCUACUGAGAUCCCAGGCUCCAGGUUCAACGUCUCCGACUAUCACCAGCCCAACAGCGGAGCCCCCAAUACUCCCCGACAGAUGGGUUCCAAGCAUGGCAACUUCCUCGACAAUCCUUUCACCUUCGACACGGAGUUUUUCAACAUUUCUCCAAGAGAGGCCAAGUCUAUGGACCCGCAGCAGCGUCUCCUGCUGCAUGCUGCUGUUGAAGCCCUAGAUGAUGCAGGAUAUUCGCCUGGGGCUACCCCUAGCUUUCAGCAAGCCUCCUUUGGAGUUUACGUCGGUGCAGCUACGGGUGACUAUGUAGACAAUCUGCGGGAUGAAAUCGACGUCUAUUACAGCCCAGGAACUUUACGAGCAUUUCUGAGCGGUCGCAUCUCGUACGCCUUUGGCUUCAAAGGUCCCUCCGUCGUCACUGAUACCGCAUGUUCAUCAUCUCUGGUCUCAAUUUAUCAUGCCUGCAAAGCCUUGCAAUCCGGAGAUUGCACUGCCGCGCUGGCGGGUGGCGUAAACGUCAUCUCAAGCCCUGAUAUGUACCUUGGCCUUUCCAGAGCUCACUUUUUGAGCCCCACGGGCCAGUGUAAGCCCUUUGACGCUGAGGCAGACGGUUAUUGCCGAGCAGAAGGUUGUGCUUUGGUCGUUCUCAAGAAACUAUCUCAAGCCCGAGCAGAAGGCGAUCAUAUCUAUGGCGUCAUCCGAGGCAUCGGCGUCAACCAGUGCGGAACUGCGAAGUCCAUAACGCACCCAGAUUACAAAACGCAGGCUGAGCUCUUCUCGCAAACUCUCCAGCUGAGUAGGCUGAGCUCCGCAAGCAUCGAUGUUGUCGAGGCGCAUGGUACAGGCACACAAGCUGGCGACUUUGCCGAGGUGUCAAGUUUAUCCUCUGUUUUCAAAGGACGUCCAGCAGACAAUCCGCUGCAUCUGGGUUCUGUCAAAGGAAACAUCGGCCACGUCGAGGCCGCGUCAGGCAUCGCUGGUCUCAUCAAACUUCUCCUUAUGAUGAAGCAUGAAACCAUUCCUCAACAGGGAUCUUUCCAGACGUUGAAUCCUAGGCUGACUCCCCUAGCCAACGAGCACAAUCUCGUAGUCCCAAGCAGUCCCCGCAAGUGGACAAGGACCAAGGGUCACCCUAGACGAGCGCUUCUGAACAAUUUCGGCGCUGCUGGUUCAAACGCUGCGCUGAUUCUUGAGGAAGCCCCUCGCGAAGCCUCGCCUACCAGGGCGUCGAUAUCACAACGCAGCCAGCAUCUACUGACAAUGUCCGCGAGGAGCGCCAAAGCUCUGGAGCGCUUGAGAUCAGACUACGCCUCUUUCCUUCACAAAAACCGACAUUUGCACGAAAGGGAUGCUAUUAUCUUGGUUCAGUGUGCAUGCUUCGUAUUGCAGUAUGCGUUGACGCGGCUCUUGCAGAGCUUUGGGUUGACCCCCGACCUUGUUUUGGGUCAUAGCAUUGGAGAGUAUGCCGCACUCGUCACUGCAGAGGCCCUUGGGCUGAAUGAUGCCUUGCUGUUUGUUGCUAGGAGAGCAGAACUGAUGGUAAACCACUGCGAGGCAGGGGAGUCUGGCAUGCUGGCAUGUCGAAUGUCUCCUCCAGAUGCCUCACAAUUCCUUCAAAACCGGUUCACUGCGUCGACUGACGAGUUAGUUGUGGCAUGCCACAACAGCCCAGAGGACUGUGUUAUUGCCGGUCCUACCGCACGCCUCAUACAGGUUUCUGAGGUGUUCAAGGCCGAGGGCGUCAAGAGCAAGCUGCUGAAUGUCUCCUAUGGAUUCCAUUCACCUUUCAUGAAUGCCAUAACGCCCAGUCUGAGGAAUGUCGCCUCAUCCAUGGCCAUCCGUCGGCCUAACAUACAGGUUGGCUCCAGUGUUCUCGGACAGCUGAUACAAGGACACGAAAUCCUUAGUCCUGACUAUUUUGUCAACCAGACAAGCCAUCCAGUCUUGUUCAUGGAGCUUCUGGCAGAUAUCCAGUCCAAGACUUUACAAACAACUCUGCAAGUGAUAGAGAUUGGACCAUCGACCUCAACAAGUUCUAUGUUGAAGUCGUCUUUCACGAAAAUCCCAUAUUCGUACUCACCAUCGCUGCGACCAUCCGAGUCCCCUUGGAAAACGAUCACAUCCGCACUUCAAGGCCUUUACCAGUCAGGGCAGGACCUUAACUGGGAUGCAGUCUUCAGAGACGAGUCACCACGCUUUUUGAAGAAGGUGCCGUCCCAAGUUCUUGAUGGCAACGAGUAUGUGGUUCGAUAUCAUGAGCCAAUGUCCACAAACAAGCCUACUAAGGACGUGGAUUCCGACUUGUCCUCAACUGGCUUCGAAUUGUUGGCCUCAUCUGCCAUGACCGCUCUCAAAGAUGGGUCAAGCAUUUUUCAUGUCCCGAUUGCUAGGUUCUCGAAACUUAUCGAGGCACAUGCUGUUGGGGGCGUCCCGCUCUGCCCAGCAUCUGUCUACCUCGAACUGGCCUUAGAGGCGCUUUCAGUGAUCAACACCACCUUCAACGCCCCGAGAUGGUACUCAGUCGACGAUGUCUGCUUCGAACACCCUUUGGUGUUCUCAAAGGUCAGGUCAGACGUUGUGGAAGUCAAAAUACAGUCGACUGGGCAAACCGCUUCUCUUGGAUCAUCCCGUUUCUCCAUUUCGAAUCGCGACCAUGGCCACCUCAACUGUUCCGGUUUUAUCUCACCCAUGGUUGAACAGUCUAUCGAGGAGCUCUUUAUGGUGAAAAGUGCGUACGUCAGGAAGCAAAAGGCCAUUUUAUUCCAGCUCGCAGCUUCCAACACCCUGGAGACGUUUACUUCUCGAACAAUUUACGAUGUCAUAUUCCCUCGCGUUGUAUCAUAUUCGGAGCCAUUUCGGACCCUCAAACAUCUUACGAUCAGCUCGUUUAGUUGGGAAGGCUACGGCACGUUCCAGCUCUCCACUACUCCGCAGUCCGGCAAAUUUGUCUCCCCACCCCCGUUCGUGGACACCAUGCUACAUGCAGCAGGGUUUAUUGCCAACGCCAAAGCGGAUGUCAAAACAGCAUGCAUAUGUGUGAAUCUUGGCCGCACCGUGCUUCCGGAUAUGUCGAAACUUCAACCAGGUGGCCAAAUGGACAUCUACUGCAGCCUACUCGAUGUGGGUGACAGCACUCUGGCAGAUGCAUAUGUUCUCGAUCAAGACGGCCAGAUCGUUUCAUUCGCGGAAGGAAUGCGUUUCAAGAAGAUUCGCCUGAGCUCUUUUCAAGCUGCCUUGUCCCGUGCAACGCAGACAGAAGGCAAAACUAGAAUCGAGUCGUUGCCCAAACAGGUUGAGGGACUGCUCAGGAAUCCGAAGCCCCCAAACAGCUCAAAGUUGCAGAUACAGGCACCCCCGACGCCGUCCGAAUCUAUGGCAGAGGUCGUGAAACAGAUGGUUCAGUCUGUGUGCGGCGUUUCUUUGGAUUCAUCCUCCGGUCGAACGUUGACCGAGCUGGGCAUUGACAGCUUGCUAUUUAUUGAGUUGUCACAGGCCAUUGCGUCGCGUUUCCCAAAUCUCGUUGUGUCAACGGGCGAGAUCGAAAGAUGCCAGACUAUGAGCGACCUGAUUCAGCUACUGGCCAAGGCUCAAGGACAUGAUGAUGUUUCCAUGGCUCUGCCACCCUCGGUGUUAUUAGAUCACCUGGCACCUGAGGGCAACAACCCGCCGUCACCACCAACAGAGCCUGUGGGAACCGAUGUUGCGUCCGAGGUUCGGGAGCUGUUCGUUGACAUCUGUGGGAGGUCCAUUACCGUUGAUGACAAGGAUGCAAGUCUUGCUUCUCUUGGGGUGGACUCCUUACUUUCCAUCGAGCUCAUCCACGAACUCCGCCAUCGAUUCGGGUUGGAUCUUGAGGCGCUGCAGUCCACCAUCUCAGAUAUGAGCAUCAACAACAUCGAGGCUCUAUAUGCUGCGAACAUUUCAUCUUCGAGUAAUGAUGUUUCGUACUCUGGCGACAUCCUUGGUUCCUUUCCUGACCAGUCCUGCAACCUCGCAGAGCCAGAACUGCCCCUCCAAAAAGUAAACGAUCAACGAGGUGCCACCGACAUUUUUUCACAUUUUAUCCCAUCAACCUUCCCUCAAAUUCUACAAACUAUCGACUCUGACAUAGCGCCCUACAAGUCACCUCUCUACUUGUUUCACGAUGGCAGCGGAUUAUCGAGCAUGUACGCUCGCGUGAAACCCCUCGGACGGUCUGUCCGAGGCAUCUUCAGUCCCGAUGUCCCUGCCAUUGACCCUGCAAUUCAGUCCAUGCAAGAGCUGGCAUCCCGAUACAUUAUGCAAGCAAAUUUGAUGUCUGAGAAUAGACCAAUUCUCUGUGGCUGGUCGUUCGGUGGCGUGCUAGCGCUCGAGGUCUCCCACCAACUGCAGCAGCGCGGAAACUCGCCAAGGGGCAUCAUUCUCAUCGAUUCUCCCUUGCCAAUUGAGCAUGAGCCCCUGCCUGAGGAGAUCAUCUCUCGUGUUGUCAGAAAAUUUCCGAGCCUGCACGAAUCAGGGGCUGCAGCAAAGGUGCGAUCUUGCGUCGAGGCCCAGUUCCGUCGUCAUGCAGGACUCUUGAAAGGAUACAGCCCUUUACCUCUUAGAGGUGACGUUCCUUGCGUUUCCAUUGUCUGCAAGAAGACGAUCGAUACCCAAGCGCUUUGCGGCGUUUCGUAUCCCUGGCUCUCCGAUAGUGGCUUUCGAGACAAGUCAUUGAAGGGCUGGGAGAGACUCCUUGGCCGUGAGAUCCCCGUUUUAGAGAUUGACUGCAACCAUUUUGAAGUGUUUGACGCGCCGAAUAUCGACGAGGUCUCCGCACGGCUGGAGAGAGCGUGUGAGAUACUGGACAGAGUUGAAGAAUAG